Molecule: messenger RNA, 469 nt
Organism: Amoebophrya sp. A25
Lineage: Eukaryota; Dinophyceae; Syndiniales; Amoebophryaceae
Source: the annotation of a GenBank genome assembly
GAACGAGAACGAUCGCAGGAGCGGCUGCGGCCGGUGCUUCCUGGUGUCGCUCAGCGUUACCGAAAGCAGCGCCAACAACAAGAACGCCAGCAACAGCAAACAGGCAAAGCAAAGGUGAAGCCAUCCUCCGCUUCUAGCUCCUCUCGCAGUAGCUGCAACGCAGCUGCUAAACGGUCAAUGCCAGUAGUCAAGCCCCCAGCAUUGAUCAAGGCGUCUUCUGGUAGUAGCAGUAGUAGCCGUAGAAACUCGGCCAAUGGGCGUAAAAGUGGAGCACAGAGACAGCCAAGGAGUAAGUCCUCCUCAUCUCUGAAACAGUCCGCAAAUUCUUCAGCCUCCAAAUCAUCAACGAAUGCAGCAAAGCCGUGCGGUGCUGAAGAUCUGAGUCUAGGGCUAGAGGGCAACCUUGUGGAUUUCAGUGCUGAUUCGCUUGCGCCACCUCGGCGAGCGCCUCCGAGUGUAGUUGUUGACG